This is a messenger RNA of Babesia ovata, 1578 nucleotides long. Its product is annotated as transcription factor IIIb. The transcript has a single exon. Gene Ontology annotation, biological process: transcription preinitiation complex assembly; DNA-templated transcription initiation; transcription by RNA polymerase III. The coding region runs from base 1 to 1578 and encodes 525 amino acids. Gene Ontology annotation, cellular component: transcription factor TFIIIB complex; transcription preinitiation complex; nucleus. Lineage: Eukaryota; Apicomplexa; Aconoidasida; Piroplasmida; Babesiidae. Gene Ontology annotation, molecular function: RNA polymerase III type 3 promoter sequence-specific DNA binding; RNA polymerase III general transcription initiation factor activity; TBP-class protein binding. The record is from RefSeq and is a predicted model, not a curated record.
AUGCAGAAACUGUUAGAUUCCUGCUGCAAAUAUUGCGGCUCGGACCAGAUAGAGUCCUGCAAGCAGCAGGGCGAGCUGGUCUGCCGCAACUGUGGCGCCGUCCUCCAGGAAAAUAACGUUCUUGAGGCGGUGCAGUAUGCCGAAAAUCCGGCCGGAAAUUCCACCCUGAUUGGGCGGUUCGUGCCCACCGGCGGCGGUGGCAUGGGAUCGCUCAAGUACAGUUCAUCGCAGACCCUCGACCAGUUGGUAAGGCGCGGCGAGCAGAAUAUUCAGCGCACGGCGUGCCACCUCAACAUCUCCAGCGAGCUUGUGACCAAGGCUACACGCAUAUACUCCCUGGCGGUCCAGCGCAACUUCACAAUGGGCCGUAACAACAAGCACGUCGCGUGCUGUUGUUUGUACACGGCCUGCCGUCGCUUCAAGGCGCCGUAUCUGCUGAUCGACUUCGCCGAUGUGUUGCAGGUACCAGUAAAGAUCAUUGGUCAGGUGUUCAUGAAGCUGGUGCGCAUGCUACACCUCGAAGUGCCAAACGUGGAUCCGUCCAUCUUCUUCGAGCGGUUCGCAAACGAGUUGCAACUCAAGGAGAAGGUCGACCAGAUCAUUACCACGGGAGUGCGCCUCAUCCAGGCAAUGAGGCGUGACUGGCUCUGCACCGGCCGUAGGCCAACGGGUCUCUGUGGAGCCGCGUUGGUCGUCGCUGCACGUAUCCACGGCAUACCGCUGAACGCAGAGGCCGUCGCGUCUGUUGUACGCAUAUCGCAUCCUACUAUCAUGAAAAGACUAUCGGAAUUCCGUGGUACGUCCACUGCCCGUCUUUUGACAAGCGAGGUGGACAUUGUGGACCUGGAGAAGUUACCGGCCAACCCCCUCCCGCCCUGCAUGAUGGCCAAGAAAUUGGCCCUGGAAAAGAAACGAAGGCUUGAAUCGGAGACUGGUUCCACAUGUUCUGACAACGGAAGAGCCUCCAUAACGAGCGGCGACGACAGUCCGCUUUUGUCCUCUACUCAGUUGCAGCUGCCGGUCCACGGGAAAAUCGACCUGCGCAUCUCCAACGAUUUGCUCUGCCUGGAUGCCCCAACGGCGAGCGACAUCAACCAUAUCGCAGACAGCAUCAUGACCGCGGCACCCCAGCUGGGCUGGGCGGUGCCCAAGGCCGAUGGUGGCGCCGGGGACGGCCCUACGCCAAACAACGCGGAGAGCAUUGUGCCCAAAGCAGCCGCCACAACUAUCGCAAUACCGGAGUCUCAUGCUGAUGGGCAUUUGAGCUCCGACGACGAGGAGGACGAGGAGGAGUUCAAAUUCAUGAUCCUAUCGCCUGACGAGAAGGCUGCAAAAACAUUACUCUGGGACGAGGUAACGAAGGAUAUCAUGCCAGAAGUGUGGCGGCGCCAAGCCGAGCGCAAGCGCAAGGAGGCGCUGGGCAAGACGGUGAAGAAGCGCAAGUACUGCCGGAAAUCGUACGCCGACUACCCUGAGGCACAAAACGCCGCGCAAUCUGCGCGCAUGGCGCUCGAGCGUCACGCUAAGGAUUUCUCGAACAGGAUGAACCAGGAGUUCCUCGACACGAUUCUCGCGUAG